ACCAUUAAACCUCAGAGGAAGAAGAUUAGUUGUGUUGUGACACUGACUAACUGUUAGAAGUGUACUUUUAUUAGAUAGACAGAUACAUGUUGAAUCAGGUCAAUAAAUAAUAUUUCCAUCCUCAUAGACGUGAGUAAGUUUUGAAGCAAGCAGGAAUAUCUGGAGGAGUAUCAAGUGAACUGAGAUCUGCUGCUGUGAAGAUGGUGUUUGUUAAAGAGGAGAGUGAGGAGGACAUGAGUGAACCAGAACCCUGGAGAAUAAAACACGAGGAACAAGGAGGUCUGGUGAAAGUGAAAGAGGAAAGAGAAGAUCUGAAUGAAGUGGAGGAGAAAUAUCAGCUUCAGAAAGCUCAUGAUGACACCGCUGAAGAAAAAUCAUUGAGUUGCUCCAAAACUGAAAACAGUUGCUCACAAGUCACUAGACCUUUCACCUGUUCUCAGUGUGAAAAGACUUUUAAACAUAAAAGAAGCCUUUGGAGUCAUAUGAUAAUUCACACAGGAAAAAAGCCUUAUACCUGCUCCCAGUGUGGAAAGAGUUUUACACAGAAAGGAAUCCUUACGUGUCACAUGUUGAUUCAUACUGGGAAAAAGCCUUUCACCUGCUCUCAGUGUGGGAAGAGUUUUACGCAGAAAGGACACCUUAAUGAUCAUUUGCUUACUCACACUUCAGAAAAGCCUUUCACCUGCUCUCAGUGUGGAAAAACUUUCAGACAUAAAGGAAGCCUUAAGACUCACAUGUUAAUUCAUACUGGAAAAAAGCCUUUCAGCUGCUCUCAGUGUGGAAAGAGUUUCACACGUAAAGAAAUCCUCAAGAAUCACAUGUUAAUUCAUACUGGAAUAAAGCCUUUCAUCUGCUCUCAGUGUGGAAAGAGUUUUAAACAGAAAGCACACCUUAAUGAUCAUUUUCUAAUUCACACUUCAGAAAAGCCUUUCACUUGCUCUCAAUGUGGAAACACUUUCACACUUAAAGAAAACCUUAAGAAGCACAUGUUAAUUCAUGCCGGAAUAAAGCCUUUCACCUGCUCUCACUGUGGAAAGAGUUUUACACAGAAAGGACACCUUAAGGAUCAUUUGUUAAUACACACUUCAGAAAACCCUUUCACUUGCCCUCAGUGUGGAAAAUCGUUCACACGUAAGGCAAACCUUAAGAUUCACAUGUUAAUUCAUACUGGAAUAAAGCCUUACACCUGCCCUCAGUGUGGAAAGAGUUUUACACAGAAAGGACACCUUAAGGAUCAUUUGUUAAUUCAUACUUCAGAAAAGCCUUUCACCUGUUCUCAGUGUGGAAAAUCUUUCAGACAUAAAGGAAGCCUUAAGUAUCACAUGUUGAUUCAUACUUGAAAAAGGCCUUUUACCUGCUCUCAGAGUAUAAACACUUUCACACAUAAAGGACGAGAAUUUCACCUCCUCUCAAUGUGGAACGACAUGAGAACUCACACUGAAGAGAUGCCUUACGCACAUCAUUCAUGUGAGAAGAGUUUUAAAUAGAACACAAGCUCAUCUGCACCAUUCUUAAAGCCUCGUUUACUCUGCACGCAUCUGUGGUGCGUUACGGCUGUGACGCGGUGCGUUUUGCGAAGCGUCCCAGAAGUGGCUCGCCGCUUCGCUAAAGAUAGGUGCCUCGCCUAUUUUUGACAGAUGCCGCGUCCAAGACGCACAGCUCAAAUACAAAAUAAAGUCAAAAUAACCCUGUGUAAACUCCCGCUCAUAUUUCACAUCACUAGGUGGCCAGAAACUGACGACAAGUUGAAAAACUUUAAAUUUCUUUGUUCUUGUUGUCCAUAACUGGACUUUUAAGUGUAUUAACUUCAUCUGCAGGCUACAGCAAAAUAAAAUAUGGCAUAGCAAUAAACCAGACAAAAUAUAACAAUUUAGCCAUUAAAAACAUGAAAAAUCAACGUAAACAACGUUGGACAAGCAAAUCUAGUGGUCUCGCGAAUCCAGCCGCUUCUGAAAUGCUUCUGAUGUGAGUUGAGACCACGUAGAGGACAGAACAAAACCUUGCCGGAGCCGUAAUGCGCCACACAGGCAUGCAGUGUAAACGAAGCUUAAACAAAGCUUUAAUCUGCAGAAAGUCAAUUUAAAGGUACAGUAAGCAAUUUCUGAGAAACGCUGUUGAAAUAGGAUCGGAUUGAGCCGCACAACACUCAUCACCAAUCAGCAAUAGGGGGUGGUCCACUCAUAAUGGGGGAGGAGAGAGAGUGAGAAAGGGAGAAACUGUAGAAAAAGAGAUGGCUGAGAGACAUUACAAAAAAAGAAAAGCUCAGAGAAAUAUAACUGGAAAAAAGAAGGGUUAUGAUUUUAUCCAUUCAUUUACAUGACAAUGGCAUUUAAGGGGCCUAAAAAUGCAAAGUUAUAAAAACGUUUUUCAAAGUUCAAGUUUUUGAAAAUAAUGUCCACCAAGAAUAUGGGAACGUUGUGUUAUGUACUGUGAGGAGGUACAAUUUAUUGUUUUUACAGAACGUCUGUUUUCCAGAAUUUUCUGUUCACUAUACUGUACAUAACUUACAAACAGACAUGUAAGUUUACAUGUAACACAUUGCUUCACAAAUAAAUGUACUUUAUACAUA
Molecule: messenger RNA, 2569 nt
Organism: Megalobrama amblycephala (Wuchang bream)
Lineage: Eukaryota; Metazoa; Chordata; Actinopteri; Cypriniformes; Xenocyprididae
Product: gastrula zinc finger protein XlCGF8.2DB-like
Exons: 2
Coding region: 201-1340 (379 amino acids)
Biological process (GO): regulation of transcription by RNA polymerase II
Molecular function (GO): DNA-binding transcription factor activity; RNA polymerase II cis-regulatory region sequence-specific DNA binding
Source: RefSeq, a predicted model, not a curated record